Messenger RNA from Topomyia yanbarensis, 2629 nucleotides. RefSeq lists its product as uncharacterized. Lineage: Eukaryota; Metazoa; Arthropoda; Insecta; Diptera; Culicidae. Bases 198 to 941 code for a protein of 247 amino acids. The record is from RefSeq and is a predicted model, not a curated record. The transcript is spliced from 4 exons.
UUAACACCAAAUUGCGAAUACACAAUUUUCGGCUGUUAUCUGCCACUGUCCUGUUUUGUUCCAAAACAGUACAACUUCCCUAGAGCAUGGCACAGAAGAGAACACCACCUGCUGAUUGAUUACUAUAUAUAAGAAGCAAGUGUUACGAUUUCCAUUUCAUUAUUAAAGAACGUAUUUCCGAGGAACAUAGACUAAUUAUGGAAUUUUACGCUUUGCUCGUUCUAGUGAUUUUAGGAUUAACCACUGUAGACUGCUAUUUACCACCUUCCAUCAUCGUCUGCCACCGAUCGGAUCCGGACUUGGAUCAGUGCAUAACGGAUGUCGCGGAUAAGCUACGACCAAACAUCAUGUCCGGCGAUUACGGAAAUGGAACCAUACUACCGGCUGUGGAUCCGGCGUACGUACGCCGGUUGGAUAUCGAUGGUGGGUCCAGUCUGAAGGCCACUUUUGAAAACUGCACCAUCCGAGGAGCGAGGACAUUUCACAUCGAUAAGCUACAUUUCAAUGUUCCGAAGAAGUCGAUAAAAAUUCUAGUCACCUUGGCCGAAAUGAAUCUGACAGGAAAAUAUAGUUUGAACAUGAGCAUCUCCUUGCUACAACUCGACGGACAGGGAGAUUUUACUGUCAACACAAGUGACGUCAAAUUAUUGUUAAAAAUUCGCUACACCCUGCACGAAGCGGAUAACGGAAGGAUGAGAUUGCAGUUUCUGCCGAUCGACUUCAAGGUCAAAUUUGCCGGUGGUGUGAGAUUUUAUCUCGCGAAUCUGCUCAACGGACGGCCGGAGCUGGUGCAGGCAGCCAACGAUGCACUGAACCAGAAUCCGGACCUGCUGCUGGAGAAAGCUAUUCCCGCCAUUCGGGACUUCUUUUCCGAAAUGUUUACCACCAUAGCCAACGGGUUGGUACGGGAUGCCUAUCUGGAUGAGGUACUGCCUCUGUGAUAUUUUUUCUACGACGUGUGUGAUUCACUGUUAGACUAUAGCUGAUAAUGAAAUUAGGAUGUUAAGUAACCAGAACGACGACGAAGCGAGUGAGCGCCAGCUUUUGGUCCAAAAAUCAAUUCGUGAUCUGCCAUCGGCGCUCCAAAGUUCAGUCAUCUUUAGUCCCCAUGUUGUUUGUGUUUGAUUAGAUCGGUGAUUAAAUUCGUAAAGCAAUUAGAAAAGCAAACGAAAAUAUUUCGCGGAAGAUGAUUCGCAUUUUGUUUUGAAUGUGUCAUCCGUUUGAAGAACUUGGUAAAUAAACGUGUUUUUCUCAAUCGUUGAGAAUACUUAUGCGAAACGAAAACGUGCUGGUUUUAAAAAAGGAAUUUAAUAAAAAAUAUCUCAUCACGAAGUACGCAUUUUCAGCGCUAGAUGGUACUGUAGGUAUCAGUUUAUUAUUGCAAGUGAAAACACAAAAGUAGGGAUAGGUAAUGCCGUGGUAUUGACGUAGGACAAUUAUUUUGUGAACAAGUUUUCUGCAUAACGUUAAAAAAUCCUGACCAGUGCGGUAAAAUAUCAAUUUCAAACGAAAAUAUUCGUUUCAAUUGAAACUGCGAGCCUUUCACUGUAAGCAUACCACCACUAUAUCAGUUGAGUUCUGCUGCCGUCUUCGUUUGAGUCGCUCAGAGUUCACUGUCAAUUGAAUAACAGGUUCUGGUCAUUUGACGUUUUUGCCUGUUUAGUUUCUAUUGAAAACCUACCUCACAUUAGCAUGGUCUCAGUUAAUGGAAGUGAACCAUUCCAAUGAACCACUCACAAAUGAAUAUGAAUGAACACUCACUGAGAUGAAAAUAACUCCGACCAAGAUAAUAAAUACAUAUAGGGUAAAGGCUAUGAUAAGACGAGACAACUCAAGACGGAUACAGGUAGGAACAUUUUUUCUCUGUAUGAGUGAGGUUGUCAUUUUUUCGAGUAUUGUUUUGAUUUGGUAAUAAUUAUUUUUUAUCAGUAGUUUCGAGAUAAAAAUGUAAAACCCGGCCUUUUCUCUCUUUUCACCGUGCGCCAAAGAACCGGGAUGCUCGUCCGGAUGAUUAUGUUUACUACCAGCGGCCCGGUGGGCAUGCUUAAUUUUACAAGUUUAAACAAAUUCACUCAAAAAUGACAAAUGUACCGACCCUUUCUUUCUCCUAAUCUUGGAGCAGUUGUCUCUGUAUUUUUAGUUUCUCACCUUUCUUUUAUCCUGCUGAAUGAUUGUUGACAGAUGACUGUAUGCAGCUAGCGAGGUUGGCAGUGCAGCCAAUUUCUUUGUCAUAUUUAGAUAUAUUGCUUAUUAUAGCACAUAAUAAUGACCGUUUUAUUAACUCUUAAUUUUCCAAAAUGGAACUAAUCAAUCCAACAUUUUUAUCACAUACUACAUGUUUCUAGCAAAUUUGGCCAGCAUAACAGCCUAUUUAUCAGAAUCAAAUUUGCCACUAAAAUUUAUAUAGAGAUGGCCGUACUAUCAAAAUACAGAAAUAUACAGAAAUCGUAUUACUAGUUGCCUUGUCUUGUCUUAAGAGUAAAAGGUCGAACUCGUUAAAGGUCCAAGAUGAUAGAUAACGGAAAUCGAUGGUUAAAGUCAUUUUAAACGAAGGCGCAGUUGGUUGAGUGGUAAGCGUGACAGCCACCCAUCCCAGUUGGUCUGGGUUCAAUCCCAGCCGAGGUCGUAG